AUGACUUCAAGAGUCAUAGAUGCGGCCGCCGAAAAGAAGCCUGUGAACUUCUCCGAGCUUGCCAGCAACGUGGCUUUCGACACCGCAGCUGCUCUUAACUACAGUGUCGACACGUACAGUGAGGUCGACAAGGACCACACCAUUAUGAAGUGUCUUGAAAAUAUCGCCAUGGGGCCCAGUGGCUGGAGAAUCGUGAUGAUGUUUCUCAUGCCAACUUUGUACAAGGCCUUGCAGCCCGAUUAUCCUCCGAAGUCAAGUACCGAUGUAUUCAAGGCAUUUGUGUCACACGUAAUUGAAGACAGGAAGUCGAAGAACAAGGAAGAAGACGACUUUCUUCAGGUUUUUAUGAAUGCUGACUACAACUGGGAAUAUGACGCAGCGAAAAAGUCCGAGAGAUCCGAAAUAAAGAAAAUGUCACUGGACGAAAUGACCGCCCAAAUUAUAUUGUUCUUCAUGGCUGGAGUGGACAGUGUGCCUAACGCCCUCACCGUUACCGCUUACUACCUGGCCCUUAAUCCUGAAAGUCAAGACAAAGUCAUUGCAGAGGUAGACAAGGCACUUGCAAAGGAUGGACUCACAUACAAUUCUCUGCAGGAGGUGCAGUAUCUCGACGCUUGCAUCAAGGAGGCCAUGAGACUUUGCAUUCCCGAUUCAAUACUCUUGAGGGUCUGUACGGAGGAAACUAUGGUGGCGGGCAUCCACUUCAAGCCAGGCAUGUGCGUGGAGAUUCCUGUCGCUGGAAUCCACUACGACCCGGAAUAUUUUCCUGAACCAGAAAAUUUCAAUCCUGACCGGUUCAUGCCGGAAAACAAGGAUUCCAUAAGGCCAUUCACUUACAUGCCUUUCGGUGCCGGACCUCGCAACUGCGUCGGCAUGCGCCUCGGCUUCCUUCAGGUGAAGGCAACUCUCGCGUGUCUGCUUCAGCACGUUAGAUUGGAGACCUGCCCAGGAACAAUGGUGCAAUGA
Rhipicephalus microplus (southern cattle tick) is the source of this 966-nucleotide messenger RNA. RefSeq names its product cytochrome P450 3A41-like. The record is from RefSeq and is a predicted model, not a curated record. NCBI's taxonomy places the organism in Eukaryota, Metazoa, Arthropoda, Arachnida, Ixodida, Ixodidae. Gene Ontology annotation, molecular function: steroid hydroxylase activity; oxidoreductase activity, acting on paired donors, with incorporation or reduction of molecular oxygen; iron ion binding.